Pomacea canaliculata is the source of this 7965-nucleotide messenger RNA. Its product is annotated as vacuolar protein sorting-associated protein 54-like. Gene Ontology annotation, biological process: retrograde transport, endosome to Golgi; Golgi to vacuole transport. Gene Ontology annotation, cellular component: GARP complex. The record is from RefSeq and is a predicted model, not a curated record. NCBI's taxonomy places the organism in Eukaryota, Metazoa, Mollusca, Gastropoda, Architaenioglossa, Ampullariidae. Gene Ontology annotation, molecular function: syntaxin binding.
ACGUUACCGGAAAAAGCAUGCUGGGUAUAUAGCAAUGGCGACAGCUGGAGUAGCUGUCUGCUAAUCAAUCUACUAUUGUAGGAUGACUAGGUUGGUUUGUUUUUCAAAAGGUCAACCAAGAAAUUUGCAAGGGGACUCCGAGUGCGAAGAAAUUUUCUGAUACUAUAAUGUCGUUUAAAGUGGACGUUAGAACUGUGAACUGUUCGUGGAAAACGUGUGUCGUCUGUCGAGACAGGAUUAAUUUUAAGUCUCCUCGCGAUUUUACACAGCAUCUGAGGGAUUUUCAUUGUGCCAAGGAAGGAGGAUCAUUUGUAUGCCGUUACGGGAUGAAUGGGGUGUGCCCUUCUCUACCGCUAGAAGGUGUCAGUGACAGAGACUACGAUGAUCAUGUUUCAAGAGAUCAUGUUUAUUGUGAUACAGGGGGUGCAAGAAAGAAAAUAUUGUCACAGGCAAGUCAAGACAAGACCAGACCUAUACUAGUGACAAAUACAGACCCAAAUAUUGUGCAGGAUCAGUACAAGUGGACCAUUCAUAAUGCCACUGUAAAUUUACCUGCACUUUUAAAUGACCCUCGACUAGUUCGCAGAGAGACAGACUUCUUUACCAAAACCUGGGGACAGAACUUUGAAAAAACCGAAGUGCUCCCAUCACCAUACAUUCCAGAUAUUGAAUCUCAACAUUUUGACAAGUAUAUUCGGAAAAUCGCAGUGCGCUACAAAAAGCAUUUACGACAUAAAGAAAAACUAAACCAACAGAAUGCUUCAGUUCCAGAAACGUUCCAAACAGCUCCACUUCAUUUCAAGCAACUGGAGCAAAGCCGAGCAGAAUUUGAUCAAAUAAAGUUAUUUAUGUCACCACAUUUUAACCUUGAGAAUCCUGAUAUCUUUAACACCGUGUUUCCCUGGACACAAGUGGAAGGGGCAAAAUCAAAUCAAUCUGGUUCAAAACAGUCAUCAAAACUGCUACAGGAAAAGCUUAGUCAUUACCUAGAUAUGGUAGAAGUUCAAAUAGCAAAGCAGAUAUCCACAAAGUCAGAAGCAUUUUUUCAUGCCAUGACUUCUCAUGAUGAACUCCAGGAGCAGUUGUCUCAGACGGUGAAAGUUAUUCAACAUUUAAGGGAAACCAUUCGACGACUAGAUGAUCGAAUGGCUAAAGAGUCUUUGAAGAUAAUGAGGUUAACUCAGACAAGAGCCAAUUAUGUGCAGCUGUUCAACAAGCUGAAAAUCAUGAGCUCAAUUCAUGAAACUCAGCCAACUAUUCAGAGGCUUUUGUCAGACAAUGAGUUCAUUGGUGCUCUAGACCUCAUCUCCACUUCCCAAGAUGUCCUAACCAAAGAUCUGGGUGGAAUUCAUAGCUUCAGGCAUCUCAGCUCACAGCUUGCAGAGAUGGAGAAACUGAUUGACAAAAUGCUCCAGGCUGAUUUUAGCAAAUAUUCUUCUCUUGAAUUACAUCGUCCUGUCACAGAUAAAAGACUUCUAAUGGAAGAGGAACAACUGGUGUCCAUUCUGUUCGGCAUGCUGCGUCAGCAUAAAUUAAACUUUGUUGAUGUAUACAGAGAAGAGGCAUUUACAGCUCUCAAAGCCAUUGUAAAACAGACCAUUGUGGAGGCAGUAUCAGUGGCAGAUGAUGUGGACACAGAAGGUACAGUAGGAAGUCUGGCUGAUCAGAUGAGGCUGCUAGACUAUCCACAAUGGAUGGGGCUUCUGGGUGAGAUCUUCACCAACCUCAAGCUUCUCCUUCAGCGUGCACAAGCAUUCUAUGGUGUGGCAACAGAUGUUUGCAACAUCGCUUCUGGAAGGACGAAAACAUCAUCACAAAUGUCUGACAUGAGCCAAGAGGAGCGUCUUCUUAGCCAGUCUGAGCAUCUUCAUGUCUCUGUGAGUGAGGAUGUGGACGUGAUGAUUUCAGAGGCAGAACACAUCAAGGUCCUCGGCGCCCUGAAGGAAAUGCUAUACUCCAUCUGUGAUUAUGCUCAUGACCGUUGUGUCAAGGUCAUGACAGCCAGAGCCAAGGAUGGUUUUCUAGAACGCCUGUCGUCUAGUGAGUUUGUGCAUCUUUCACGAGAAGUUGAAAACUUUAUGGCUGAAACAGAGAACGUAUGUGGCAGAGCAUCAGCAUCACUACGCAGUAUUCUACAGAGCCAGGCUCAUAGGUUUGUUGCUAGAUUCCACGAAGAAAGGAAAAUAAAAUUAAGCCUCAUUCUGGACAAUGAAAGAUGGAAACAGGCUGAUGUUCCUGCUGAGUUCCAGGCUUUAGUUGACCACAUCAGCUCCAGAGGUGUUUUGUCUCUGCCUGAAAAGAGAGCUGAUACAGAAAGUAGACCAGGAGAGGUCAUUCUUGUUGAUGGAGAAAAAUAUGCUGUUGUUGGAACAGUUUUGAUGCUGGUCAAAAUGGUGGUUGAGUAUUGUCAGUGUGUCACUGACAUCCCCAGUGCCACUCCAGAGCUACUCACCAGACUUGUGGACCUUUUGAAGAUGUUUAACUCAAGAACUUGCCAGCUUCUUAUUGGGGCUGGGGCAAUACAGCUUGUAGUUCUGAAGAAUAUUUCAGUUAGAAAUUUAGCAUUGGCAUCCAGGUGUCUGCAGCUGGUAGUCCACUACAUUCCACUUGUGCAAAACCACUUUGAAUUAGCACUGCCACCCAAGAACCACAGCAUGCUCCGACAUUUUGACAAAAUAAUUAAGGAUUAUCAAGACCAUAUAGAAGAAAUUGUGAAUACUUUGGUCAGCAUUGCAGAAAACAAUCUAAAGGGACUACUGACUAAGUAUGAAGUGAAGGCACCAAUGCCAUCUCAGUGCUUCAGGGCUGUGUGCAAGCAGCUAGCAAAACUUCAUGAAGUUUUGGUUGGAGUUCUUCCCCUUCCACAAGUCAAGGACGUAUUUGUUAAAAUAGAUACAUCCUUCAAGCGUCUGCUGGGUCAACGUUUGAUUACCCUGGGGGUUGUAAAUGAUGGUGGACCUCAGCAUGGAUUGGUCUCUUCAGAUCUGUCGUUCUAUGCAGGGAGCUUUGCAACACUGCUUGGCCUAGAGAACCUGGCACAGAACAUGGAUGAUGUCUGGUCCAUCAGAUGACCCAACCAACACGGGAAAUCUAGAUGAUAGCUGUAGCAAAAUUUCAGAAGCCUACACAGCACUUGCCUCACCAUCUAAAGCAGAAAAGCAGUAACAUAGUAGGUCUAUGCUGCCUUUUUGUAAAUGUGAGUUCAAACUUAAGAAUAUAAUCUUCAUUGAUGUAUUUUCACCUCCCUAACUAGGGGUAAACAAUAUUUGUAAGGGGAAAAGGCAAUUGCCAUUGCUGUACGCUGAGCAGGAUGUCUUUGCACUGAUGUUGAUAGUGCAGUAGUUAGCAGUGUGCACAUUGCUCAGGAAAAGGAACUGAGAUUAAAAAAACAAAAACCAGACUGCUUGGCAUAAAACUUCUGCUGUAAGGCCAUACUUUGAAAGACAUUUCAUGUACGGCACAAAAGUGGUUGUGGAUCAUCACCACUGAAGAAGUCUUCAGCUGCAGCUUCGCUGUGGUGUUUUGUCAGCAGUGACUGUGAUUCAGAUGAACCUGUACUUUUCCUAAACCCAGAUCUUUCACAGUCAUCAAAAUGAAGAUAAAAAAGGGGGAUAUGUGCUUUAAAGCUUUUUUUUUAAUCAGCAAUUCCAAGCAAGAGCACAAGAUAUUGUGUGUAUAUGUGACAGUGCACAUGCAUUCAGGUGGCUGUAAAGUGAACAUGUGUUUCUGAAUGUGCACAAAAUAGCCUCAAGACUAUUUUAAAAUUAGUAGUGCCACUUUCUUCUUUUAUUUCAGUAUUCAGAAGGAUGAAUACAUUUUGCUGUUGUUCAGAAGUAUUCAAUUGCGCACAUAUAUGUGCUCACAAUCAUGAGUGUUUUGAAAAUGCAGAUGAUGGCCAGUGCUCUUUUAUGUAUUAAGUUUUAGCAGAUUUUGAAGAUCUGUUUGACACUGUGUUGUCUUUUUGUUUCAUAUACUGUAGUUCAACAGAGUUCUGGGUUGUCAAUAACUAGAUCCUCUCCUCAAUACAGACAGUAAGCUAGCAAACAUAAUGAGCUCACUUUUUGUUGCAGCAACAUUAUUUGGUGCUAAAUAUUGUUUGCACAGUAGCAAGUAUUAACAAAGUCUCUUCUUUUAGGAGUACACAUUACCUUUCACCAUUUUCAUUUUCUGUAAGUGUUACAUUCUCUUGUGUAUAUGUGCAUAUGCAUGCCUGAGAACACUCUUUUUACCAUAUAAAGGACUAUAUUUAAAGAAAGCCAACAAUGUUAACAUGUGAAUGAUCCUAAAUCAAUGUAGUGGUUUUCAUAAGUGAAAAUGGUGGGGUUUUUUUUUUUGUCACAUGCAGGUCCGGUGUUGGUAAUCAAUAAUCAAAUCAUUUUGCCUUGUACCAAACCACUUCAUCAGAUCUUUCAUUUAUACAUUUUAUCUUGCAUUUACAAUGCAGCUGAUGUGUUUUCCUUGUUCCUAGUUUGUUGAUUUGACCAUUUGGUAUAUUCACACAGUCCAAAGUACUUAUGCUUGUUGUGCACUAGCGAUAAUGAGGUAAGGUUUUAGUGGGUCACUUUAGAUCUCUGAUGUCUUGCUGUCAGACUAUGUAUGACUUCAGAAAUAUAACUGAAAUAGUAUCAUCUGUGAUUCAAGUAUCUGCUUUUUGCUUGAACUUCAUAUCUACUUCUAUCUGUUGAAUGCUUUCAGUAUGGUCAGGGGAUGUAUGACAUGGAUUUUGUAUCAGCAAUUGAAAAAGAAAAUGCACAAAGGAUAAUUUUAUCUUGCCUGUAGUCAGAAGAAUCAUUUAUUCUCAUUUAUUUUAUGACUUGUAAUACUUUACUGGUCUACAUGUAUUAUGCUUAAAGAUUCCUUCUUUGCAAAGGCAACAUGUAAAGGUUAGUAGCUUUAAAUUAGGUAUUACAUUUCUGUGUAACUCUUAUUUAUAAAUUUGCUUUGAAGUCAGUAGGGUAAAUUAAAGUGCAAAAUUUCUAGGUAAAGAACACUGGAGUGGCCAAUUAACUGAUUGCUUAAGUCAUUGUAUUGUAGCACUCUUUUAUUUCUUAUUAGUUUCCAGGGUUCAUGUUACUAUGGAGAACAUGCGGAAUAAAUAAAAUAUGACUAAGUACCAUUCCCAUCCUCUUGAAGAACAUCUUGUCAGCAAGAUCAUUAACAAGUGUUUUCCACUUAAGUAAUCAACAUUGACUUUAUAUGCUUUAACAUAGGAAAGCAGCUUUUUUAAUAACAUUGAUGAUAUUUCUCUUAUCUUUUAUAUUUAUAUCUUUCAUGCAUCUACCACUCAUUAUGAAUCCAAUGAUUGAGAAGCAAAUGAAAUCUGUGAAAGCUUGAUUUCACAAUUUUGCUCUUUUAGUAGGACUAUAAGAGGCUUGUUUUGGAUUUUCAUUGAUCUCAGCGUCAUCAGAUAGCAUGAUAAUGCUUCUAGUCGUCGUUGUUUCACAGAGUAAACAGGAAUGGACAGCAUAACUGUAAAUUUUGUUUUGUAUAAAGAAUGCAAAUUUUGAAAUACAAACUUCUAAGAAGUUCUAAUAUAUGACAAUAAACAGGUUUGUAUAAAAAUCAGUGGGGCUGUUCCCCGCCUCCAUCCUACAGAGGUAGGGGAAAGAAGCUAUUACAUGAAUGAUAUUUCAUAGGGGCUUACAGUAUUGCACAGCUACUGUGGUGUAAUCUACUGAUCUACAUUAGCCUGGUCUUGAGGCAGUGAAAUUUAUACUUGUGUUCAAAGUUGUUUUUUUUCUUCAUGCAAUCUGCCUACUACAGCAUCUCAGGUUCUUAUAGGACUUCUUCUACUAAAGCAGUUCUUGGCUUUAAAUGUUGGAUCAGAUCAGCACAUCUGAUAAGACAUCAAAGUUCAUCUCCCACAUUUAGAUAAAGUUUUCAAGCAUAGUAUUGAUGGAGCUCAUUUUCUGUAUAUUGGUAUGUUAUUUAUUUUUGGAGUAACUUCUUGUCAUUUUUUAUGUAUAUUUUUAUUUGUGCGAAAUGUGUCUGCAGAAUGGGAAUUUGACAAGGUGCCUUGAAAGUGUGGCUACUGGCAACAAAUAUGAGAAUGCUGUUUGUGCAUCCAUAUAGUUCUUUUUAGCUAAGUACAAGCUUAUGACUAAGUACAAGCUUAUAACUAUCAUUUGAAUGGAUGAUGUGAAUGAAAGUUUAUUUCAUAUUUUUAUUUCCCAUAUUUUGUUCAGAGGCCAUCACUGAAUUUUAUUUUUAAAUGACUUUUUUUUCUUGGCUCUUGCUUUGUAUAUGAUGAAUAUUUGUUAUCAGUUCUUACACAGAACCUGUAAAAUGCAUUUUCCCAAUCAUGAAGGAACCACAACAAUGUAAAUGUUCCCAGCAUAGACAAAUAACAUAAAGCUCAAAUCUAGUUAAUAGCAGCACAAUUUUAUGAUAGUUUGACCAUAUUUUGUAAACAUAGAUCAGUCUGCAAGUGACAAGGGGUCUUUGUGUUUAAUGAUGCAGAAAAUGUCAGGUUUUAGUCAUUGAACAUGUUUCUGCUGCUAAAAUCAGUUUUACAUUUUUUAAAGAUAACUCAUUGAUUUGCUUCUGUAAGUGAAUGGAAUAGUAAAGCUUUAAUGUGGACUUGUCACCUUGACUUCCUGCAUAAUUUCUGUGCAGUGAUCGGGUAUGCACAGGACAUACCACAUAUUCACUGCCAGUUAUAAAAAUUAGAAAAGGGCCAUAUAUUUGAGCUCAUUGUAUUGAUGCACAAGGCAACAGGCAGACAGUCAAAUGGAAAUGGUUGUCUCAUCACAAAACCAAGUACCAAAAAUAUUAAAAAUAUUUACAAUAUCUCAUUCCUAAUGUAUUUAAAUUGUUAGUGCCUGAAAUGAUCAAAAGAUGGACUUACAGUUAUGCUGAAAUUUUUUUUCUUAAGAACUACGAUUCCGGGGAAAGAACUGCUGCAUUCAAUAGUGAAAUUCUCUUUAGCAAGUCAUUUUACCUUAAUACAGGUCAGGUUGUUUACUGAUUUUUGGGUACUGCCUUAGUUAUGCUUUAUAUAGUCCAAGUAUUCAGUUUAAUCCUAUGUACGAGUUAUUUGGGAACAACCUAUUUCCAUUGGUUAUGGUCUCACGGUUCAUGCCACAAAACUAUGUUAAACUCCUGAGAGUAUGGUUUGAGCAUCAGGGAUUUCACACCUACGUGUCAAAUUAUAAUUUUGUGUACCUUUUAUCUCGAAAUACAAUGUGUAUAAAUAUAGAUGCAUGUAUCCAAACCGAGUCUACACAAUUAUAAUGGUACAUAUGUAAACUGCAUGUAUGUUUUGUUUCCAUGAAGACCACUUGUGCUGUGAUAUUUUAAUAAAGACAACAACUAAAUUCUUUCUACUAGUAAAUGUUAUGGGAUGCAGAGAAAAUGUAAAAAUCAAAGAAACAGCUGGUGUUGAGUGCCUAUAAAAUAAAUACAAAACUGGUGUUGUAAUAAAGUAACGUUACACUUUAAAUAUUAGUAAACACCUUUCCAGAAGGAUAAAGUUCGUGUUUCAGCAGAAUUUUCAUCGGCUGUUUUCUUUCUUUGAUGGAAGACAAAUGUAAGAAACAUGCAAUAAAUGCAUGAGGGUGGCCAGAGGAAGAACUGGCUAAAGAAAGACUGAACUGGUUGUCAUAUGUAGGACCUGCUCACUAUCACCCAGAACAGGCAUGAGCAGUGGGCCUCAUUAGUUACUGCAUCUAUCCAUGUGCUACCACACACACACCAACCAGUGCCAGCCAAGGGACGAAAAAAUGCUCAUUUCUGUACACAUUGCUACUGGAGAUGGUAUUAGAUUAGCUGGUGGUGGAGGAUGAUGUUUAAUCAAGAACAAACCAACAACUUGGAUAGUUUCCCAUGAAUGCAUUUUCUAUCUCCCAAGCAACAGCUGUUUCAGAUCACAAUGAACAAUUAUUACAAAAAACCCCCAUCAAUGUUUGAACCUCAGUAACAAAUUGCAUGCCCAGUGAAUGAUAAACUGCAAAAAAAAAAAAAAAA